UAUCAACCUUUACAUUUCCCUCUUACCCCAGUUUGUAAAUCGUGGUUGGCUGCUGUCUUAUUUAUUAUUUCACUGCCAUCUGUGGCUCACGUAUGGGACUGGGUGGAUUUUCCCAUGUUUUUCAAUUUCUGUAUAAUGUGCUUGGCAAUUCGGCGCACACAGCCGUCAGAUGGAAGUGGAUGUGACAGCUACAGUUCGGGUUGGGAGAGGUAACCUCGUCAGGUCAAAUAAGAUGUCAGAACGCAAAGCCGUAAUUAAAAAUGCUGACAUGUCCGAGGAUAUGCAGCAGGAUGCUGUGGAUUGUGCAACACAGGCCCUGGAGAAAUACAACAUAGAGAAGGACAUUGCAGCAUAUAUAAAAAAGGAAUUUGACAAGAAGUACAAUCCAACAUGGCAUUGCAUUGUGGGACGUAAUUUUGGGAGCUACGUUACCCAUGAGACCAGGCACUUUAUCUACUUCUACCUGGGUCAGGUGGCUAUCCUCCUCUUCAAGAGCGGCUAGAUGGCGUGCUGUCCGUCCCAAAUACACAAAUCUCAUUGCCAUGCGAGGGGGGUGGGGGUUGGGAGGGGGGAGAAGAGCAAUCAUACUAUUCAAAUUUGAUCACUCUAAUCUGACUUUGCUGCCCACAUGUAGUUAAUGUCUUGAAAAAUCACAAUUUUUAAGAAGCCAAACCAAUUUCCAGAAGAGGAAAAGGCAUAAUGUUUGAUUUUGUUGCCCUAAUUUGAUUUGGACUAAAUUAUGUUAAACUUAUUUGCUCUGGCGCAAGGGAAGGACUCUUACCUUUGGGGAAUGUUACAGUAUUGAUAUUGUUUUGGUAUUCUUCAGUUGUAAAAGGUUAUAUCUACUUUGAGAUUUUGUUAGUUAGGGGAAUGAAUGAAUGAAUGCUCUGGACAGUGUACUUGAGGAAUCUACUCAUCAUUGCUGUUUAAACGAUUUGUGCAGCUUUGUUCCGAUAUUGUGUUCAUUAGGGAUGCUGUAGGCUGUAAAUUUAAGCAGCCAUUUAAUUUAUCAUUAUGUCAAAAAAAGUCACUUCUGUUCUGUUUUCAUUGCCCUAGUACAGUGAUAAAUGUAAAAUUGUUCAUGUGUGCAUAUAUUUGUGUGUGUGCGCGCGUGUCUGUGUGUGUGUAUGUGUGAGUGUAAAAUUCUGAAAAGGCCCAAUGUAAGUAUUAUUUUGUUUUCUGUAACUUACACAACCGCAACUUAUUUUAUGUGUUUUAUGUCCGUUCUUGUGUCAAAUAAAUUGCUGUUACAUUUCAUGUGAAUUCUGCUUCUGGAAAGUUCUGUAGACAAUGCUGAGUCUUGUCUCUUUGAUGAAGUAUUAAUUGUUGGUGAAAAAUAUGAAAUGCUGUGGAGCGGGAGACGGUUGAGGUUUUGAGUGACGAGGCUUCAGCAUUUGCUUAGCAGAUUCUGUUUCACCAUGAGAUGGUGGUUGUCUCAAAUUAAAACUUAAUGCUUGCCAAAAUGGGGCCCCGUGCAAAAAGUAUAUUUAAAGAGAGAAAAAGGAAAUAAAAAUUUUAUUUGCACAACACCUGACUAGACAUUUGAUAUCACAAGUUGUGCGCCCAGUAUCACUUUUCUAAACGUAAUGUUGUAUAACAAUGUUUUCCUGGUUGCUAUUUUGUCAUUGAUUUGGUGCUGUGUAGAGAAAUUAUUUACUCGUUUCAGAGGCGUUUAUUCAGUCUUGCUCAGAUGUAAAGAAACUUCUUCUGUAAUGUGUAUUAUAAUUAUUAUAUUAACAUAGAGACGACAGGCAUUAAACUGAUAUAUCACAAGUUUGAAA
Zootermopsis nevadensis is the source of this 1781-nucleotide messenger RNA. NCBI's taxonomy places the organism in Eukaryota, Metazoa, Arthropoda, Insecta, Blattodea, Termopsidae. The record is from RefSeq and is a predicted model, not a curated record.